AACUUUUAAGAUAAAUACAACUCUGUCUUUCGGCUAAAUGUCAAAUGGGUGGAAGUGGUGGGUAGCCAUUUUUCUUUCUUUUCGAAAAAUCCUCACGCAAGUGACAAGAACACAUCAACAACAUGCAAUUGUUUGUACGUGGUUUGGAAAACGUUGAGACUCUUGAUGUCCAACAAGAUGUCACCAUUGCCGCUGUUAAGGCUCAUAUUGCCCAGCUCCAUGGCUACAACACUGAGGAAAUCGUCCUGAACUGUGAAGGCAAUGCCUUGGCCAACGAAACCCCCGUGUCUGCUUUGUCCUCUUUUGAAUUGGAUAUCACCAUCCCCAUGUUGGGUGGUAAAGUGCACGGUUCUUUGGCUCGUGCCGGUAAAGUUAAGGGUCAAACCCCCAAGGUAGAAAAGCAAGAGAAGAAAAAGAAGAAGACCGGCCGUGCUAAGAGACGCAUCCAAUACAACCGUCGUUUCGUCAACACCGUCUCCGGUUUCGGACGUCGUCGUGGCCCCAACGCUAACUCUGCUUAAGCUAAGCGCAGUGCUAUAGUAGUUUUUAAUAUCUAUACACAACUCCCAAAAUGUUGAUUUUAGUAAUUUCCAUAUAAAAAGUGAAACACAAAAACCAACAACAA
Messenger RNA from Musca domestica (house fly), 625 nucleotides. It is a transcript of the gene RpS30, whose product is annotated as ubiquitin-like FUBI-ribosomal protein eS30 fusion protein. The coding region runs from base 123 to 521 and encodes 132 amino acids. The record is from RefSeq and is a predicted model, not a curated record. Gene Ontology annotation, biological process: translation. The transcript is spliced from 3 exons. Lineage: Eukaryota; Metazoa; Arthropoda; Insecta; Diptera; Muscidae. Gene Ontology annotation, cellular component: ribosome; cytosolic small ribosomal subunit. Gene Ontology annotation, molecular function: structural constituent of ribosome; protein binding.